Molecule: messenger RNA, 801 nt
Organism: Spirometra erinaceieuropaei
Lineage: Eukaryota; Metazoa; Platyhelminthes; Cestoda; Diphyllobothriidea; Diphyllobothriidae
Source: the annotation of a GenBank genome assembly
AUGCAUUUUUAUGUGUGCCAGAUCCCGUUGUCUGACCAGAAGGGUAGGAAUCAAAUCGAGUAUCUCCAGCCGACGGCCACCAGUCUCCUCGUCAGUCACGCGGAUACACAAAGACAAGAGACUAAGCUGGUUCGGUCAGCCAAUCAGAGUUCUGUCACAGUUGCCGGUCACACCCACUUAGGAAUCUCUGCGCCGCUUCCGCGACAGCAACACAAAGGCCCCACCACGAGCCAGACGUCUAGUUCACUUGCUGUCGAAAACGCGGUGGAUUCAAACAACAAGACCCUCCAGCAAUUGUUUACUCGCGCUCCCCUUUGCGAGUCCAUGUCCGUGUCCGUUUUCUCCGCCACAGCCACCAUGGUGCAGAGGAAAAAACGGGGACAAUCUUCACGCAGACACAAUUCUACAGCUGAUGCUAAGUGGAAUUACUCAUCGCCCAAACCCUGCCUAGCGACGGGACAAAAAAUGAAACGGACACCUAAACACACGAGACGGGUCACCUUCGAUGUUGGUGGAGAUGCUCGUGGCAGGGCGGCGGGGGCAACUAACAUCUCUGUGCGCGCUUCGAUUGACUCUUCCUCCUCCUCCAGCUCCCCAACCAACUCCUACUGUUCCUGCUGUGAAUCUAGUGAUUUGAGUUCCGUCACCACUUCCUUCUCAUCUUCCGCCUCAUCAUCCUCCGAGUCACUUUCUUCGACGGAGUCAACUUCUUUAGAGACCGCAUUCAGAAUGUAUGGGCUGCAUCAAGUUCCCCCAACGUUCAAGCAUCUUAGUGAGUUUUCACCUAGUCCGUCGUCCUAG